Molecule: messenger RNA, 810 nt
Organism: Anoplopoma fimbria (sablefish)
Lineage: Eukaryota; Metazoa; Chordata; Actinopteri; Perciformes; Anoplopomatidae
Gene: nxph1
Product: neurexophilin 1
Exons: 2
Coding region: 1-810 (269 amino acids)
Molecular function (GO): signaling receptor binding
Source: RefSeq, a predicted model, not a curated record
AUGCAGGUGACGUGUUGGUGCGCCGUGUUCCUCCUGACGCCUGCACUUUUCCUGGUUACAAGUGCCCACGCCUCAAAGUCGGAAAUUGUCAAGUCGGGAAGCCCCAAAUCCACACUUAAGCAUAUAUGGACAGGAAGCAGUAAGGACAUGUCAAUCAGUAGGCUGCUGUCACAGACUCUACAUGGCAAAGAGAACAGCACAGCCUUGGACCUUCGCUAUGAUACUCCUGAGCCCUACUCUGAGCAGGACCUGUGGGACUGGCUGAGGAACACCACAGACUUGCAGGACUCGCGGUCACGCGCUAAACGGCGGCCAAUGGUUAAGACGGGGAAGUUCAAGAAGAUGUUCGGCUGGGGGGACUUCCACUCUAACAUCAAGACAGUCAAACUAAACCUGCUGAUCACCGGUAAGAUCGUGGAUCACGGAAACGGCACCUUCAGCGUCUACUUCCGCCACAACUCCACAGGCCAGGGCAACGUGUCCGUCAGCCUGGUCCCUCCAACCAAGAUAGUGGAGUUUGAUGUGGCGGCACAGCAGUCCGUCAUCGACGCCAAGGACUCAAAGUCCUUCAACUGCCGCAUAGAGUACGAGAAGGUGGAGAAGGGUGCCAAGAACACACUCUGCAACUUCGACCCGUCCAAGACCUGCUACCAGGAGCAGACUCAGAGCCACGUCUCCUGGCUCUGCUCCAAACCUUUUAAAGUCAUCUGCAUCUUCAUUUCCUUCUACAGCACCGACUACAAACUGGUGCAGAAAGUGUGCCCAGACUAUAAUUACCACAGUGACACUCCCUACUUCCCUUCCGGCUGA